Loa loa (African eye worm) is the source of this 375-nucleotide messenger RNA. Its product is annotated as zinc knuckle family protein. The transcript has a single exon. The coding region runs from base 1 to 375 and encodes 124 amino acids. Lineage: Eukaryota; Metazoa; Nematoda; Chromadorea; Rhabditida; Onchocercidae. The record is from RefSeq and is a predicted model, not a curated record.
AUGGGUAUACUGAAGCCGAUUGCAAAAAAAUGGCACAUUGUUUCUAUUAUAAAAAAACCUCACUAUAGUGCUCUAUGUGACAUUAAGGUUCGAGAAGCCAAGCAACAAAAAGAUUCUUCCUCUGAAAGAAAGAAAGUUACAACAAAUAAUGGAAACAUUGCCAUUAACAAAAUAACAGAACUAAAGGAUAAAGAAGUCUUAUUUUUAUGUAAGGAAAUUAACGUAUUCAGUCCAGUAAGACCUGAACUCCAUGGAAGAGUUUCAGCACUUUUUGAUGUCGGCGCACAGUCAACCUUUAUAUCUCGGGAAUUAGCUGAUCGAUUAGAUCUAACAGAAAUCAAAGAAGAAGAAAGUAGUAUAUCCUCCUUUGGGUGA